This is a messenger RNA of Aspergillus japonicus CBS 114.51, 2115 nucleotides long. RefSeq lists its product as uncharacterized. The transcript has 2 exons. The record is from RefSeq and is a predicted model, not a curated record. Gene Ontology annotation, molecular function: ADP binding. NCBI's taxonomy places the organism in Eukaryota, Fungi, Ascomycota, Eurotiomycetes, Eurotiales, Aspergillaceae. Bases 1 to 2115 code for a protein of 704 amino acids.
AUGCUUACCAAGCAAAGAGCAGCCAUUCUGACUGGGAUGCCGGGCAUUGGCAAGACGGCGAUUGCCCGGGAGUACGUUCACCAUCAUGGCCGGCAUUUCAGUUCAAUUAUGUGGGUGCAGGCUAGCCAUCGACAGAGUAUCGCGCAGUCCUUUCAUGAGAUCGCUGAUGCCCUAGAACUGUUAGGAAGUCACAAGAAAGACAGUCACUUGCAAAGUCAUGCGAGACUUACGUCAUGGCUGCAAGAAAACAAGUCGGACUGGCUAUUGAUCUUUGAUGAUGCCGACGAUCUGGAAGACCUACGAGCGUAUAUUCCACGCUGUGAUCAUGGCAACAUUCUUGUUACUAGUCGGUCCACAGAUCCUGAUCUCCUUCCAAGCAGUUCUCUAGUUGAAUCUUGCGUGAAUUCAUUCGGUGAAGAGGAGGUGAGCGAACUGGUUCAUGCCAUCACAGGCCUCCCUCGGGAACAAGUCCAGGACCUUGGUCUUGUGCAUUUGCUCGGGGGCAACCCGCUUGCAGUGCGCAUGGUUGGCAAAGCACUGCAGAACGAGUCUCAACCCCGCCUCAGCCGACGUAAUGACCUUGAAGGUGGCGUUAUGGAAAGUUUGAGUGAGCUUCCCGGGUUGAUGCGCCUACGCAAGCAACAUCGGCUCCAGUCCGCGUCAACCACGCUUCUGACGGCCUGUCUGAAUAUCGAUCAACUCUCCCCGGAAGCGAAAAGCUUGUGUAGUGUGAUCUCCUACCUAGAUCCCUAUGACACCCCCGAGUCAACCCUGCUUCAGGCGCAACGAUGCAGCCCGAUUAUCAGAGCCUUUCCUAUCACAAACGUGACCUUCCACCGGGCCCAAAUCGAGUCCCUAAAAAGUGGACUCUGCUCACCCGCGGGCUCCCGUUCAUCGAUACAAAUGCACCGGGUGGUGCAAUCCACAUUGCGGCAGUAUCUGACCAGUUCUCAUGAGCAGGUGCAUGCAUUCAACACGGCGGUGCAACUGCUCCUGGCACAGUGGCCCUCCAAGAGAAAGCUUAGGAAUAUUGUGUUUGGCUACUGGCCUGAGUUCUCGCGCAUCCACACCCAAUGUCACCGCCUGUCGGAGGUCGCCUCUGCAACUCUAACGAGCCCAGAGCACUAUACGCCCUUUGUCAAGCUCAUUCUCUUGUGUGCUUGGUAUAACUCUCAUGUCUUGAAAAAUGCCGAAGAGGAUCUGGACUUGGUCGCGUUUGCCCACAAUUUACUAGCCACCCUGCACACUGAGAAAGGGCUGCCUUCCACCACGGCAAGGAAGGACGAUAUUCAGCGACCGCGAAGACUCGUGCUUAUCGACGAUCGCACUGCUGGCUGGAAAGUGAUCGAUACCCCGGGCAGGCCCGCCGUCUACGUUGCCCUGAGCUACAGCUGGACUGACCAGCGCGACGACCACCAACCCAUGCCGGUGACGCUCACCAAGUCCACCUUCAGCCACUACAGCAAAGGAGGCCGCGUCGCCGACCUCCCACUUCUCUACCGCGAUGCGUGCGGGAUUGCCACAUCGCUCGGUAUCCACUACCUUUGGAUUGAUGGCCUUUGCGUCAUACAAGACGACCCCGUCGACCGCGCAGUCGAGCUGUCGAAGAUCGCCGGGAUCUACCGCAAUGCCUCGGCCACGAUCACGCGUCAAUACAUCCCCGCGGGGCCGCCUGUAAAACUUCCGGGUGCUUCUGAUUGUGAUCAGAUGCUGAUCGAGCCUUAUUCGGUCUUAUGUCACCGCUGUGCUUCAUUCCCUGAGAAACGAGCGAAUCUUCCCGGUGCUGCUGUGGUCCAGCCAUCAGUGCCGGACUUCUUGAAAGGGUAUACCUCGGGCCUUAUGGGGCAGGAGUCUGAGACCGGGUCAUUCAAGGUCGAGAUCAUCUGGCUGCCGGAUGUGCUGGCGGAAGAGCAUCAGUCAGAGGGCAAAAGAAAAGCCGAUAACGGUGAUGAUAUCAUUGACGGUGGGUUAGAGGUCUCGCAGGUCUCAGAUUCAUCGAGCCCCGACUGUGAGGGAGCGGGGCGCACGACGCCGCAGAGAGCAACAUGUCUGGGCAGUCAUUUCCAAGGCUACCUACCUUGGUACUGCUGCGCGGUGAACAAAUACCAACAUUAG